AUGGGGACGUCCCACAAGAAGUCAAAAGCCGCUAGUAACUUGCAGCUAGAACCAGCGGAAAACCAGCAUCGUGUGACUGACUCUGCAGCCGCUAGUAGCCUAACACUCGUUCUAAUCUCUGUCGACAGAAAGUCUCGUUCUAACAACAAUUUAGCAAGGCCAAUACCUUAUUCCUUGAAACAAAAGGUAGAAACAGAACUAGAGCGCUUAGAAACUGCAGGAAUAAUAACAAAGACGGACAAUUCUGAAUGGGGAACACCCAUAGUACCAGUAAUGAAACCCAAUGGUGAAAUUAGAAUAUGUGCCGAUUAUAAGGUUACGGUGAACAGACAAAUUCAAGACGAACACUAUCCGAUACCGAGAAUUGAAGAUAUCUUCGCAAAUAUGAGCGGUGGCAAAAUUUUCUGUACUCUGGACUUAAAGAAGGCUUACUUACACCUACAAAUGGAUGAAGCAAGUGCUGACAUCCAAACCUUAAGUACACAUAAGGGACAGUUCAGAGUUAAUCGACUCAUGUUUGGCGUUAAAGUAGCUCCUGGAAUUUGGCAAAGAAUCAUGGACAAGGUCUUAUCAGGUAUAGAAGGCACUCAAUGCUUCUUCGAUGAAAUAAUUAUCCAAGGAAAAUCAGAAGAAGAGUUGCUCACUCGGUUGGAAAUGGUACUUCAAAGAAUAAAAAUGAACGGACUAAGGUUGAACAGAGAUAAAUGCAAGUUUCUACACAAACAAAUUGAGUACUUAGGUCACACUAUAGAUGCUCAUGGAAUCCACAAAUCAGAAGAUAAAGUUAAGGCUAUCAGACAAGCAAGAAGACCCCGGAAUGUAGUAGACGCAUUCAGCAAGUGGGUUGAAGUCAUACCUACGAAGAGUAUUACAUCUUCAUGGACAAUCAGAGAGCUGCGUAAAAUAUUCACCACCUUUGGACUACCCAGUGUUAUAGUCUCUGAUAAUGGUCGUCAGUUCACCUCUUCUGAAUUUAGUAACUUUUUGAAGAAAUGUGGAACUUUGCACAAAAUGACAGCUCCUUACCAUCCUUCUUCGAACGGCCAAGUCGAACGCUUCGUACAAACGAUAAAGAAACUUAUCAACUGCAUGUCAGACGAACCUGGUACACUGGAAGAAAAGCUUCACCAACUGCUGAUGAAACUACGUCAAGCUCCGAAUUCAACUGCUACUAGAAAAACGUCCUCAAAAAUCAAAAUUUCCUUUGUGGAAAAAUCAACCAAGAUUUUGAAGCCUGGUCUCCAUCACCAGUUGAUGGAGACGGCUGGAGCGGAGUCAAGCGGAGCGAUUGAAAAUUGCAAGAGGGUGAGACUGGGAGACACUUGCUAUGGAGUUUUUGUGACCACCAGCUAUUGA
Macrosteles quadrilineatus (aster leafhopper) is the source of this 1356-nucleotide messenger RNA. RefSeq lists its product as uncharacterized. NCBI's taxonomy places the organism in Eukaryota, Metazoa, Arthropoda, Insecta, Hemiptera, Cicadellidae. Gene Ontology annotation, molecular function: nucleic acid binding. Gene Ontology annotation, biological process: DNA integration. The transcript is spliced from 5 exons. The record is from RefSeq and is a predicted model, not a curated record. The coding region runs from base 1 to 1356 and encodes 451 amino acids.